Messenger RNA from Amoebophrya sp. A120, 3865 nucleotides. NCBI's taxonomy places the organism in Eukaryota, Dinophyceae, Syndiniales, Amoebophryaceae. The record is from the annotation of a GenBank genome assembly.
CGGAAGAGUCAUUCCUGGCACCCCGAAACGGCAGACGAAAACGAUCCCUGGCGGCAAAAGUAUUGGACAACCCAGUGCCGGUCCCGGUUUGAUAAAGUAGAUCACAAUCUUCGUGCGCCGGGGGCAGAUCAGGAUCACCAACACGGCAAUUGUGCAAUGAAAAAAGACAAACCAGCUGGUCCACCAGAACGAGGUCCGACGAACGCCUCACGGCAGAAGCCGAUCUUUCCGCUGUUGCGCGGGCACCAAAACAUCGACUUUGAAAACCAGGUAAAAGAGCAGGAGUUGGUGAAGAUGAUGGAAAACCUACGAAUUUCAUCGAGUCCCUCUGGUCCUUCUUCUUCACCUCAGAACAAGGGUAAGGAGGAACAGAAAAGGAAAACAAAGAAGAAAGCGCCUGCAUCGGUUUAUCGUGCGGGCCAAGAAGAGAAACCUGUAGAUGACCACGGAGCAGGAGCUUCAUCUCCUGGUGUUGGAACUAGCAGCACGAGGACAACAUUAAAAUACGAUGGCACCAGUGCGACGUCCGCCUUUGUCGGGGACCACAACUCGGGUACUAAAAAACAAUCAGCCCUCGCAGUGCAGAUCGACAAGCGCCGUCUUCAUGCGGAGCAGCGGAACCGAGUCUCUGCGGUCACGGGCGGGCCACCCCUGGUCCCCGGCGACGAGCCGGAUUUCCUCAAAAUCGGCAUCCGCGCGUUGACGGAGACGAAGAAUCCGCAGAGUGUUUCUGCUUUGUUCCAGCCCAUGUGGAUCAACAAGUACGCCAACGGCGUGGAGCUGCUGCAAAGCUACCGCGUCCUCAGUCCGGACGCCGCACAGCGCCCCGACCUGCCCAACGUACUCAACACCGCGGUUUGCGGCGCCGCGAGUCGGAUGAGCUUCCAACCCUCGAACCCCUUCGCGUCGCAGAGUGCCGCUUUGAUGCGACGCUGGCGGCCGCCAUCGGAAGAAGUGCUACUCGCCUCGCCUCCGGUGCUGGACCGGGUAAGAGAUAUCAUUUAUCGACUGUGCAAAGCACGGCACGUUGUCGAUGGAGGUGAAAGAAAACGGAAAACCUAUAUUGAUACAGAGUUUCUUGUAAGCGGCCUAUACGAACUGAACUUGAAGUACUACGUACACUUAGGCUAAUACUUCUAUGUUCCAAACCAAUAUAAAUUCAGCAGGGCCUGGGCGAGAUCGUGCUCUCCAUUCCGAGGUGGCGAGACGAGAUUCGACUAUCAAAUGUAAAAAUGUCUGGGUCUGGAAGAAUGCAACUUGUCAUGCUAAAUCUGAAGCAUGCAUAAAGCUGUGUUGCAUGAUUACCAAAAGUCGUCCAGUUUUGACCAAGUCGGGAGGGUGUUUCUCAUGCAGGAUAGGCAUGAGAGAGAUCGCACAGAAUCUGUCAUGCUCGGUCCUGCAUUCCAGACCUCAUGGGUCAUGGAAAAGCUGCAUCACAAAUCGCGAAUUCUUCCAGACCCAGACAUUUUUACAUUUCAUAUCGACACCGAAUAGGCAACGUGCGGAAGCACGACACGAAUACGAAUCCCGCCUGGGUGACCGUUGACCUUCCGCCGUUGCCUUUCAGCGUCAUUGGCUGCAAUUGUCCAGAAUCGAGGGGAGGAAAGGCGUGGCUGGUACAACUACGCAUAGUACGCUACUGGACCACUUCUUGCGAAAUUCAAUAUUGUGACUACAUGCUUACUGAGCCAAAGAAUGUGCUAACGAAGAUUAUCGCAGGCAUACUAAUUCAAAACUAGUGCAGUACUGUAAAACAACAAUGUUCGAGCGCGAAAAUUUGUAAAAAAAUACAGGACCAGUUGGGAAGCAGCCCGGGCGCUGCGGGGCUGACGUGUGAGUUUCUCGACGGCGACAUGCGAGUGUUGACUGCCCGGCACCUGACCGCCCUGGAACACAUAAAUUUUCUACAGCGCUACAACGACAACAGCCAGGAAAAAUGCGUCGGGAACGUUUUCAACACCCAUGCGCGAGAGGUCGAGCAGCCGACCCCAACAGCACUAGACAGCACAAGGAGAAGCAGUUCCUCUCGUCCAGGUGGUGGCUCGCAUGAUCAAGACGGAGAUCUCCAUCGUCGAUUUCAGAUUGAAGACGGCUCGUUUGAGGUCACGCAGCGCACACCAAAAGUCUACCCGCGCGUUUUUGAUACCACCAUGCUGACGGCCUCCAGCGAGCCGAACGGCGCGGCAUACCACCAGCACUGUCGCGAAUGGCAGCGGAUGCACUGCCAAACCGCGAAGCGGGAGCUCUUUCGCCGUACGGUGCAGCGGCAGCAGCUUCUCCGGUUUUUGUUUCUUCACACAGCUGAGAAGAGCAAUCACGCAGAAGCAGAAAUCAAUAACGUCGCAGCGAGUGGGCGAGAUAAUUGUUCAAACUCUGCCGGUGUCUCACUUUCAACAUGCGCGGCGAAAAACUGUCUUGCAAAUGCGUCGUCACCAGCACAGGGCGUAGGCGGUGACAGAUCUUCUGCGGAAACAACCAACAGCAGUGCAGCGGCAAGAAAGCUGGUCCACCGGAAGCAGACCUACAGCGAACAAGCCCAGCUUGGAAGUAGUAGUGCACCAACAGCAUCCUCUUCAACCGCACCAGCGUCAACCUGCACGGUGUUCAACGCUAAGCCCGCACAGCGGUCGAGCAGCCUGCCUUCCGCGAAAAAGCCAGCCUACUGUGGCUGCACGUGUAAAGAUAGAAACAAGAAGAAUAAGGCUACAACCGCGAAAACGGUUGAAGUUGGCGCCUCCCCACCCAUUGUGCUUUCUCCACACCUCUCCGUGCAAGAGUUGGACCUUGUGGGAGAUAUGAUGCUGCGUGCCCGCGUCAAGUUUUACGAACACGUCAAGGUCCUGGGCGACCUCUACGCCCUGGCACUGCUGGACUUCUACUGGCCGAAGGGACCGCUGAAAGAGCGGCGGGUUAACCUGUUGGUUCAAAAUUUGAAAUCUAUUGUGGAUUUCCUACAUCUGUUCCACGAGGAGACGGCGGAAUUCCCAUGAUGCACUUUACGCUCUUUCUCGUGUAUCUGGGUGGUACCUAUCAUUAUACAUAAUGAUAAUUUUCCAAAACCUCCAACAUGCUCUUCUGCUUCAGCAAAUAUGCACCGUGGAGAAUAAAGUUAGUUUAAGUGGAUUUGUGCUUGGUCCCUUAGUGCUUGUUUUACUUACCGCUCCGCACUUCUCCAGGAUCCAGCCACGCCGACGCCGAUAGGGUUUUUGGCUUUGCUCGCGUUUCAGGGUUAGGGUCCCUCUUUUGCUUUAUAAUUUCGAGAAUACAGAUUCAGCUUGUCUUGUGUUCCCCCCGCAACAUUCGCGAUUUCUAUAAAUUGUUUUUCGCCUCGUCCGCAGCUGUGUCAUCAAUAUGUUGUCUGACAAGAUCGAGCUCGGCGCUUGCCCAUUCAGCCUAGAUUGCUGUCAAUAGCUUCCACCUUAAGUAGGUAAUUCCAUCAUGUUUUCUACAGCGCUGUGUUGACAUCACACGCUAGCGAUGGACUACCACCUUCAUGCUGCUACAGUCUUUCGAUUACUGCCUUUUUGUACUGAUUCUGCUGGCCGUGAGGAGCAGUGAAGACAUGAUUUCUUUGGAAAAACAAGCAGCUACAGCCUGAUUCCGCUCGGAACGAAAGGGAAGUACGAUUGUGGUUAAACCACCAUCACGUAGCCGCGGAUAGUAUUUGAGCAAAACGCAGAGCCUCUUUCUUCAUUAAACCCGAGAUUGUCGCAAUACAUUAGAUAGAUUAACAUUUGUUGAUGACUAUCACGUUCACGCAGUUGGGAGAAAAACAAAUUCUGAAAUAGAUCGGAUCGAUAGAAGUAGAACAGUAGCAUCGGUUCUGCAUUUUGCAGCGCUGUUUGCUUGGUAGAGCCUGUUGUAU